AUCUGCACAACCAAUUAUGUAUUCACAAGAGAGAGAGAGAGGGAAGGAGGUUCACCCCAUCAAGCUAUAAAUUCUGAAGGACAUGAAAUGGGAUGAGAAAGGGAAGAUGAGUUCAGAAUGGUUUCAGGAAGUGACAAUACAUGGAGCUGAAGAGCCUAUCAAACCACCCUCUUGUGGCUGUAUUGUUGAAACAAAGACAGAGCCCAAGUUCCCUCAUAACUAUGAAGCUAUAAUCAAAGACGCAGACUGCCCAGUCAACAGGUCAUCCAUAGAGAAACUGCUUGAACAACUCUAUUCUGGGGUUUUCUUAAACCAAAAGAGAAAGAAGUACUGGGUCCAAAAGAAUUCAGGCCACAACUGCUUCAUGUUAUUCGCAAGGGAUCUUUCAAUCACUUGGGGUGAAAACAAAGGAUACUGGCAUUGGCCUUACUCUCCAGACAUGAGUAAUGUGCUUGUUGAUGUGGCUGAGCUUUUGAAUGUGUGUUGGCUAGAAGUUCAUGGAAGCUUUGACAUGUCCAACCUCUCACCAGGAGCCAUAUAUGAAGUUGCUUUUGUUGUGCAAUUGAAAGAUCCGGCAUAUGGAUGGGAGGCUCCUGUGAACCUUAGACUGGUACUCCCUGAUGGAAAAACUCAACAACACAAGGAAUGUCUAAUUUACAAGCCUAGAGCAAAGUGGAUUGAGCUUUUAGCAGGGGAAGUCCAGACAUCCCCAGGAAACACUGGGGCUUUGCAGUUUUCCUUGUUUGAAUUUGAAGGUGGUCAAUGGAAAAAAGGGCUGGUCAUCAAAGGUGUCACCAUUCGUCCAAAGAACAAGCCCUGAAGUUGUUCCUGAAAAGUAAAGAAUAACAGAAUAUCAAAUAAUAUCGACCUAUCAAAUAUUCUCAUAGUGAAUGCUUCGUCAUCAAUCUCAUUCUCUUCA
This is a messenger RNA of Nelumbo nucifera (sacred lotus), 919 nucleotides long. Its product is annotated as protein PHLOEM PROTEIN 2-LIKE A1. Gene Ontology annotation, molecular function: carbohydrate binding. The record is from RefSeq and is a predicted model, not a curated record. NCBI's taxonomy places the organism in Eukaryota, Viridiplantae, Streptophyta, Magnoliopsida, Proteales, Nelumbonaceae.